GUUCCAUGCUCCGCCAGAUACACCUCUAAGCAGCAUUUUACUAAAGGUCUUAAUGCUAAAAGACCAUUGCUAAUUUUAUUAAUCUCUAACACAGGGAUAGAAUUUGUUUAAUUCUUUGUUUUCAGAUGACGUUUGGCCUUGCAGAAGGCCGCAGCGCCACCAGCAUGCCCCCGUCUCCGUCUCCGUCUCCCGGGGACAGAAACACUCUGGGUGCUGUGGAUAUCGUGGUGCUGGUGGUUUACUUUCUGCUGAUUCUGGCUGUUGGUUUCUGGUCCAUGUGGAGGACGAAGCGCAGCACGGUGGAUGGAUACUUCUUGGCUGGGAAGAGCAUGACCUGGUGGCCGGUGGGCGCUUCGCUUUUUGCCAGUAACAUUGGCAGCGGACAUUUCAUCGGCCUGGCGGGGUCAGGAGCUGCUGCAGGAAUCGGGGCUAUUGCCUAUGAGUGGAAUGGCAUGCUGUUCGUGCUGCUCCUGAGUUGGCUCUUCCUGCCCAUUUAUAUCUCCUCUGGGGUGAUGACCAUGCCAGAAUAUCUGCAGAAACGGUUCGGUGGUAGAAGAAUACAGAUGGUUAUAGCUGUGCUUUCCUUAGUUAUUUACAUCUUUACAAAGAUAUCGGUGGACAUGUACGCUGGUGCUUUGUUCAUUCAGCUCGCCCUACAGUGGAACCUCUACCUCGCUGUGGUGAUGCUGCUGUCAAUCACUGCUAUCUACACCGUAGCAGGUGGUCUGGCUGCAGUUAUCUACACAGAUGCUGCUCAAACUGCCAUCAUGCUGGCAGGAGCUCUCACCCUCAUGGGCUUCAGCUUCGCCGAGGUCGGAGGCUGGGACGCUCUGAUGAGCGGGUACAUGAACGCCAUCCCUUCCAUCCGUGUACCAAACUCAACAUGUGGUAUCCCUCGAGACGACUCCUUCCACAUAUUCAGAGACCCGGUGAGCUCUGAUCUGCCUUGGCCCGGGGUCAUCUUCGGCAUGAGCAUCCCCAGUAUGUGGUACUGGUGUUCGGAUCAGGUGAUUGUGCAGCGAUCCUUGUCUGCUAAGACCCUGACUCAUGCAAAAGGCGGCUCACUCUUGGCUGCUUAUCUUAAGAUUCUGCCUUUCUUUAUCAUCAUGCUGCCGGGCAUGAUCAGCAGGAUACUUUACACAGAUGAUGUGGCGUGUGUGGACCCUGAGGUGUGUCAACAAAUUUGUGGCAACCCAGUGGGUUGCUCAGAUACGGCCUACGCCCGCCUGGUGAUGGAGCUGCUCCCUACAGGGCUGCGAGGUCUGAUGAUGGCGGUCAUGAUUGCAGCCCUCAUGUCGUCUCUGACCUCCAUCUUCAACAGCGCCAGCACCAUUUUCACCAUGGAUCUAUGGAAGACUUUCAGAUCCAGAGCAUCCGAGUGGGAACUCAUGAUUGUGGGCAGGGUGUUUGUGCUCGUUCUGGUGGCGGUGUCUGUGCUGUGGAUCCCGAUCAUCCAGGCCAGUCAGAGUGGGCAGCUCUUCAUCUACAUCCAGGCCAUCAGCACCUACCUGCAGCCCCCCGUCUCCAUCAUCUUCAUCACAGGCUGCUUCUGGACCAGGACCAAUGAGAAGGGUGCAUUCUGGGGGCUGGUGGUCGGCCUGUUGGUCGGCUGCAUCCGCAUGAUAUUAGACUUCACUUACCCAGCGCCUCUUUGCUACGAGGAGGACGACCGGCCCGGGCUGCUGAAGUACGUCCACUACCUUUACUUCUCCACGCUGCUGUCCUUCCUCACCCUGGUUCUGGUGGUUGGAGUCAGUCUGGCUACAGAGGAGCCCAAAGCAGAGCAGGUAAGUCGCCUCACCUGGUUCACCAGGUUUGACCCGGUGGAACCCAAACAGCAGGUGUUCUCCGUGGAACGCAGCACCACCAGUUUGGAGACGAUCACCAGUCAGACCAAUGAGAUGGAGGUGACAGGAGGAGAACAGGAGACCAGCAACGGGAAAACAUGUCAUCACAGGAAAGACUCUUCCUCGUCCUCCUCGUCCUCGGUGAGCCGGUCCCGGCUGGUGUCUGCCCUCUACUGGCUGUGUGGGAUGGAGAGGAGGAGGAAGGAGGGAGACGAGGAUCCUUUGGCGCCUCCUGCUCCUCCUCAGGCCUCCUGCUCUCUGGAGGAGAAGCCUCGUCUACGACACGUCGUCAACGUCAACCUCAUGAUCUGCCUCUCUGUAGCCAUCUUCAUCAUCGGCUACUGGGCCUGACACACACACACACACACACACAGCUCUGACUCUCUAUGGACACCUGGUGUGUGUGUGGGGCGGGUUGUACAGAUGUUUGGUUUCUCCCACAGUGUGAGAAGAAAUUCCAAGAAAUUCUGACUGUCUAGUCUGUCCCACAAAGUCUAACUGCAGUAACUAGCAAAGGGAAAAACUGAGAAAAAACGGCUUUAAAGUUUUUUGACGUGUUUUAACUGGCCAGCCAUAUUAGUAAUAGGUAGAUAAGUGAUAUGACACUUAUUUCUACAUGUAUUGAUGAUGUCAUUUUUAUGCUAAAAAAUCAUGACGAUUUAUUUUACCUUUAACCCCAAAAAAUGUAGUUACUGCACUCUGGUUUUGCUGUUAACCCUUAAUAAGGCACUCAUUGAAAUACUUGCAAAUUCCAAAUUUCAACCCUAGAGAAUAUUGGAGGAUAUUACAUACAGUCAGA
This is a messenger RNA of Centropristis striata (black sea bass), 2646 nucleotides long. RefSeq names its product solute carrier family 5 member 11 (gene slc5a11). The coding region runs from base 126 to 2198 and encodes 690 amino acids. The record is from RefSeq and is a predicted model, not a curated record. Gene Ontology annotation, biological process: transmembrane transport. Gene Ontology annotation, cellular component: plasma membrane. The transcript is spliced from 15 exons. Gene Ontology annotation, molecular function: D-glucose:sodium symporter activity. NCBI's taxonomy places the organism in Eukaryota, Metazoa, Chordata, Actinopteri, Perciformes, Serranidae.